AUAAUAAUUUGGUAAAACAUUUGAUAUUAUAGACUACUGUAUACUGUAUUGUAUUGUAUGUAUAGUAUUGAGUGACUCAAUGAGUGGACUCACAUCUCAUGUGAGAAUCGGUGAAAACAUAGCGUAUUAGACAAACAAUAGCAUAAUAUUUGUGUAUAUUUUAAGUGAUUGUAUGUUAUAUUUGUGAUUACAUUGAAAUUUAUUUAAUUAAUAGACAUUUAGUUUAACUACAAAUGAUUAGUGAAUGUAAUAAAAUGCAACAUUUGAUAGAAAAACAAUGAAAUGAAUGACUGAAAGACUUUCGUUGAUUUUGAUUGAUUGACAAUAACAAGACAUGAGUACUCAAAAUGGUACCAUCGAUGGCAUCAAACAAGAGGUUUGUCAACAAAAUGGUGACAAUGACCACAAAGACAAUAAUGACAACAAUGAAGAAUCCGAGCCCGAAGUCGAUAUCACUAUUAGUAAUGUUGUCACCAAUUUUAGUGUCAAAUGUCACCUAAAUCUACGACAAAUUGCUAGCAAAGGAUCUAAUGUUGUCUACAAAAGAGAGCAAUCGAUGAUAUUAAUGAAACUGCGGGCACCUUCUGUUACCGCAAGUAUCUGGUCAUCCGGAAAGAUCACGUGCACCGGAGCAACAACUGAGGACUCAGCCAAAUGUGGUGCUCGUCGUAUAGCCCGAUGUCUACAAAAAUUAGGAUUUAAAGUUAAGUUUAAUAGCUAUCGAGUGGUCAAUGUGUUGGGCACUUGUAUUCUGCCAUUUGGUAUCAAAAUUCACGACUUUAGUGCUGAACACAGACCUAUUGCGAGCUAUGAACCAGAGCUACAUCCCGGAGCCACAUAUCGAAUGAAAGAUAUAAAAGCAGUUCUGAAGAUAUUUCAAACGGGAGCCAUCACUAUAACUGCUCCCAGUAUUGGUGCCGUUCAGACUGCUGUCGAAAGAAUCUAUCCCUUAGUCUAUGAAUACCGAAAGCCUAAACCUAAUCAAGCGAUCAAUUCAAAUGAAUCGAAAGGAAGGAAAGGACCCAAAAAGUCAACUCAAAAUUUUAUAGCGAAUGACUCGGAUGAAAGUGAAGCCAAGUUAACUGAUAAUGAAAGCGAUUUAGAAGACAUGGAUUCAAAUAAUAGCGAUGAAGACGACUACUCUGAUAAAUCUGAUUAAUAGUUUGAUAGCUUUUUAUUGAUAUAUUUAUGUCAAAGAUUCUCAAAAAGAUAAAACAAGUUUCUUAUAAUUAUACAAUUGGUUCCAAAUUGUUCUGUGAUAUAAAUACAGACAAACGAUUGUUACUUUAAUAAAACACAUCACAAGAUAUAACAUUAAUUCAUUACUCUGUCAUUGAUCUCAUGAUUAAUAAAAGUAUGGCAUUAAUAUCUACAGUAAUUGUUUACUACUAUUUGUGAAUAUUAUGUAGAUUUAGCUUAC
Molecule: messenger RNA, 1420 nt
Organism: Oppia nitens
Lineage: Eukaryota; Metazoa; Arthropoda; Arachnida; Sarcoptiformes; Oppiidae
Product: TATA box-binding protein-like 1
Exons: 3
Coding region: 335-1159 (274 amino acids)
Biological process (GO): DNA-templated transcription initiation
Molecular function (GO): DNA binding; general transcription initiation factor activity
Source: RefSeq, a predicted model, not a curated record